AUGGCUGUGCCCAUCCUGGAUGAGGAAACGGUGGCCUACUUUGACAGCAAGACUAGAAAGAUAGAGAUCAGGCUGGAGUGGGUACUGGACAAAGUGAAGGACAGGAUCCAUACACUCCAGCUAAUGCUCGGCUGUGAGGUCAAUGAAGAUGGAAAAGCUGGAGAUUUCAUGGAGUUCGGUUAUGAUGGAGAGGAUUUCACCAGCCUGGACAUAAGCACCCUCACCUGGAUUGCUCACAGCCCACAGGCUGUUAUCUUCAAUUCCCGCUGGAACAACCGGCCAGAAGUUGCUCGGUUUUGGAAAGGAAUACUGGAGAAUCAAUGCUAUGACCAGUUGCAGGUGGCAGUUGACGUCGGCAGAGAGAUCCUUGAGAGGAAAGUCCCUCCUGAGGUCUCUCUGCUCCGGAGGGACCCCUCCUCUCCUGUCAUCUGUCUUGCCACCGGUUUCUUCCCCAAAGGAAUUGUUGUGUCCUGGCAGAAAGAUGGAGAGGACCUGCAUGAGGAUGUGGAGCUGUUGGAGACGGUGCCCAAUGUGGACGGAACGUUCCAGACCAGAAGCAGGCUGACAGUCUCACCUGCAGACCUGAAGGAGCACAAGUUCAGCUGCAUUGUGGACCACAGCAGCCUGGAGAAGAUGAUUAUCAAGCCUGUAACUGAGGAGGAGAUAAAGACCAACCAGGAUCCAGAGAACUCUCUGCCUGUCGGCAUAAUCAUUGCUGUUGUGCUAGCAGUUCCUCUCGUGGCCAUCGCUGCCUUUGCUUGGUACUGGAAAUUCAGGAUGAGAACAGCUGGAAACAUGGAAGAGGUGCUGGAGAUCAAAGCUGGCCAGUAA
This is a messenger RNA of Megalops cyprinoides (Indo-Pacific tarpon), 831 nucleotides long. RefSeq names its product BOLA class I histocompatibility antigen, alpha chain BL3-7-like. Gene Ontology annotation, biological process: immune response. Gene Ontology annotation, cellular component: external side of plasma membrane. The record is from RefSeq and is a predicted model, not a curated record. Lineage: Eukaryota; Metazoa; Chordata; Actinopteri; Elopiformes; Megalopidae.